UCACCCCAGGCCGGUGGCUGGGCCGGGCAUCUACAGAGGCAGCCUAGACACUUGUAGAGCCAGCGGUAGAGGCUCCGCACGGACGGGACAGAGGCGCAAACAUGCCGGGGCGGUGGGCUCUCUGAGCCCCUCCCCAGCCCCAGGCCAAGCCAGUCGGACCCAAGCCAAUGAGUCCCCUGACCCCAAGAGCAAGAUGAACCCUGCCCCAAUGACACUCUCCAUGGAUUCUCCCGGGAGGAAAAAGCAACUGGAAUUUGAUGAUGGUGACGACUCCGUUCCAGAGCAGCCCCCCCUGAAGCGAACCCAUCGAGACUCUCAGCUUUACCCAGCCCCCUGCCAGCAGCCCCAUAUCAGGCCCCCAGAGCCUGCCUCUGAUGCUCCUGCUGCCUUUUCCAGGCUGGGGCCCUAUGUACUCCUAGAAGCCCAGGAAGGUGGCAGGACCUACCGGGCAGUGCACUGCCCCACAAACACGGAGUACACAUGUAAGGUGUAUCCAGCUGGGUCCUAUCAAGAGUUGCUGUCUCCCUAUGCCCACCUACCCCAACACCCUCAUGUAGCUCCUGUGGCUGAGGCAGUCUUGGGCAAGCACCAUGUCUACGUGUUCUUCCCAAGGGCAUAUGGUGACAUGCACAGCUAUGUGAGGGAGCGAAGACGGGUCCCUGAGCGGGAGGCAGCCUCACUCUUCCUCCAGAUGGCCCAAGCUGUGGCCCAUUGCCACCAGCACAAUCUGGUCUUGCGUGACCUCAAGCUAAGGAAGUUUGUCUUUGUCGACCAGGAGAGGACAAAGCUGGCUCUGGAGAAUCUAGAGGACUCAUGUCUGCUAACAGGGCCGGAUGACUCCCUAUGGGAUAAGCAUGGCUGUCCAGCCUACGUAGGGCCUGAGAUCCUCACCUCCCGGGACUCAUAUUCGGGCAAGGCGGCUGAUGUGUGGAGCCUGGGUGUGGCACUGUACACCAUGUUGGCUGGCCGCUACCCAUUCCAGGACACAGCCCCUGCCCUGCUCUUUGGCAAGAUCCGAAGGGGUGCCUUUGCCCUCCCUGAGGGCCUCUCAACCCGUGCCCGCUGCCUUGUCCGCUGCCUGCUCAGGCGGGAGCCCAGUGAGAGGCUCACUGCCCAGGGCAUUUUGCUGCACCCCUGGCUACAGGGAGGGGGAAACCCCUCCGAGGAGGCUGGAGUAUGGGUGGCAGAGCAGGUGGUGCCAGAUAGCCAAGACCCCAGGGAGGAGGAGGCCAGGCAGGAAACUGAGGAGGAGCUGUAUAGUUAGGCCGGGAGGUCAUUUCCUCUGCUCUGCCCUAACCCUGACUGGCCCCACUGACUGGGGGCAGCUGAGCCUCAUGGAAACUCCUCUCCUUCCUCUUUGAAUUAAGCCAAACCCCACUCAAGUGCCUUAACAGUGGAAAAGAAGGGAGGCAAGUGUGUGAACAUGAUUGUUACCUGCUGCACACACUUGGCACACACACACUAGUGUGUGUGCACACUAGUAUACACGGAGGUUGGUGCACACAUGUGACAAACUCAGGCUGAACGUGUCCUGGCCGGCAUGCAUGGCGGUGCACAUAUCGUCAUUCGGACAUUGCUGGUGGUAUACAAACACCUAGAAAUCAUGCCUUAGCUUCCUUAGCUCAAUAGCCGGAACACCCCCUCAAGUCUCUUCCCCAGGGCACUCAGAGUACAGGAGAAGGAUGUUGGAGGGAGAGUUAGGCCAUCACAAUAGAGCAGGCCUAACCUGGGGUGGGGAGACUGGGAAGAAGGUAUUAUCCAGAGCAUAACAGCCCCCAGUCCUUGUUUCCCCAGCUCCAGGCCACUUGAGGAAUUAUAGGCCCAGCUGCUGCUGGCAGACCAGGGAAGGGUAGUGUGAAGGACUUCUCAGGCUCCAGAGAGGCCCUCAGCUUCCUCACUCUGGGAACCGUCUUCCCUUCCUGUCCCCAAACACCAAUUCAACAUUCCUUCAGGCUGUGUGAUUUCAGAGCCAGUAAAAGUGUUCAGUCUGAGAACCAGGCCCUCUCCCCAGGGGCCUGCUCCCGCAUCUGGACACCUGCUUCCUCUGUUCCCCUGGGACCCCCAAUUGACUCUAUGGGGCAAGGAAAUGCUAUGCAGCAUCUAUUUUUGUCUUUUGACUAAUAAAGGACAUUUUUUUAAAUA
Messenger RNA from Dromiciops gliroides (monito del monte), 2142 nucleotides. It is a transcript of the gene TRIB3, whose product is annotated as tribbles pseudokinase 3. The record is from RefSeq and is a predicted model, not a curated record. Gene Ontology annotation, cellular component: nucleus. Gene Ontology annotation, biological process: regulation of MAP kinase activity; positive regulation of proteasomal ubiquitin-dependent protein catabolic process; protein phosphorylation. The transcript is spliced from 4 exons. The coding region runs from base 194 to 1264 and encodes 356 amino acids. Gene Ontology annotation, molecular function: mitogen-activated protein kinase kinase binding; protein kinase activity; ATP binding. Lineage: Eukaryota; Metazoa; Chordata; Mammalia; Microbiotheria; Microbiotheriidae.